Molecule: messenger RNA, 4142 nt
Organism: Liolophura sinensis
Lineage: Eukaryota; Metazoa; Mollusca; Polyplacophora; Chitonida; Chitonidae
Product: neuroligin-2-like
Exons: 5
Coding region: 1-2106 (701 amino acids)
Source: RefSeq, a predicted model, not a curated record
AUGGUAUUCAUCCAUGGAGAGUCCUACGAUAGCGGCACCGGCAACGCUUACGACGGCAGUGUCCUGGCCAGUUACGGCAGGGUGAUUGUCAUCACACUCAAUUACCGGCUCGGCGUCUUGGGUUAUCUCACUGCUGGAGAGAAUACAAACAUCGCUUCCGGUAACUAUGCCCUGUUAGAUAUCAUUGCCGCUCUUCACUGGGUGAAGGAAAAUAUUGCCAACUUUACAGGGGAUGCCGGGAAGGUCACGUUGUUUGGACACGGUUAUGGCGCUGCUUUGGUCAAUCUCCUUCUUGUCUCCCCUCUUACAAAAGAUGGCAAACUGUUUCAGAGAGGAAUACUUCAGAGUGGUUCGGCGUUAAGCUCGUGGGCUGUGGCUGACGAUCCCGUCAAAUGCACGAGAAGGUUGGCAGAGUCUGUCAACUGCUCACAACACAUGAACAAUGCUCAGGCCUUGGUUAGUUGUCUUAGAAAACUGUCCACGGACGACUUGGUGCAGAUCGCUCCAGAGUCCCCCAAAUAUUUCAACUGCUUCGCACCCAGCGUAAGCACGCGAAGCAGCGUGAUCCCCAAUCCCGUAGAACUCCUUCACAAAAACCCGAACUCGGUAUUCAGUCAAGGUUCUUUGAUGUUCGGAUUGACGAAAAACGAAGCAGUGUCGUAUUUCACCGAAGAAGAAGCCGAACAGGGGUUAUCAGCUUUGAGAAAAGCUCAAAUUAUCCGGACGUAUGUGCAUAACACGUUUAAAUACCAUCGCCAAAAGAUAUACGAAAUCUUAGACCAUCACUACACAGAGUGGGAUCGUAGCAUUAAUAACUUAACACGUCGGAAUGCCGUGAUGGAGUUGCUUACUGACGGCCAGUAUGUAGCUCCCUUGGUUAAAGUGGGAAAUUACCACGAGGGCAACGCUGGAACCUUUUUCUACAGCUUUUCCUAUUCGUCACGAGGAGAGAGUCAUCGCCGCUGGUCUGGAGGCGUUCACGGGGAAGAGUUGUCGUACGUGUUCGGAGCACCCCUAGUGGGUGGCAUUGCGCCGUUCCAGGUCACUGAGUAUUCCAAACCGGAACGUCAGCUUAGCGAGGCAGUUAUCACGUACUGGACGAAUUUCGCCAAAACUGGCGAUCCAAACCUUCAAACCUUAGAAAACACAGUGUCCCAUAUUGGGAAACCACAUGGAAAGUUCAAGCACAUUCAAUGGUUGGAUUAUACCACUCAGAACCAGACCUUCCUUCAAAUAUCUAUGAGACCGAAGCUGGGAACGCAUUAUCGCGGAAGACAGCUGGCUCUGUGGCUGGACCUCAUACCGAAGCUUCACAAACCAGACGGCGCUGACCCCAAGCAACACCUGCUGAAGGAUUACCAUAAUAUGACCACCUUCGACAGUCCCGAUAAACUGCUUCAUGUCGACAAUUUUUUUCCACCUCCGACAACAACGCCAGACAGAUCUGUGCAAACAGCCAUAAUGGGUGAUACUGAAGGCACGACGGAUAGUCUGGAUACCGGUGCACUCUCCGGUGUCACGCGGGAAAAUUCCAAACAGGAAGUGACGUUGUCUUCUCCAACGCACCAAUCAAUAGAUGGCGGAAACUCGAGCUCAGCAGGUGGCUUUAUCAUGGGAGACCACUCCGUCCAAGUCAGCAUUACUAUAGCUGUGGGAUGUUCUUUGCUCUUCUUAAACAUUCUGAUAUUCGCGGGAAUAUAUUACCAAAGAGAAAGGAUUAAAAAAUUGAAAAAGUCAACAGCGGAACCGGAAGGGCUACGGUUGAACCGUAAACCGGAAGAGGAGAACGGGCGUGGCAACGGACCGGAAACAAUUAGCCUUUUGUCAACGCCUGUUCCCGGUUCCACACAGGUCCCUCAUCUUAAGGGGGACCCAGACUGCGGCUGCCCGCCGCCCACUUUAAAAUCUACGUCCACAUAUGUGCCUAUGCAUAAACUGCCUUCUUUCUCAACAAGUCAGCCUAAACCUUCAGUGACGAUAGGACCAAAUUCGAGGGGCCCCCCUCCCUCACGGCCCCAGUCAAAUCACAGACUUGGAACGCAAGUCAGUGUACAUACUAAACCUAUAGACCAUAUGGACAGUAAUAGUGCUGUCACUAUUGUAUAAUAUACGCGCUUCCGAUUUAAAUUAUUGUAUCGUUGACUCACACCUUGACAGCAUAGUAGCCGCGGGCUUUGAGAAGCAAUGCCUGUACACAUCGCCAAUAUAUGCAUCCGAAAAAAAUACAUAUUCUCAUGGUUUACAAGCAGCAUAAUUGAUACGCGCACAUGCACAAGUGGGCGUCUUCCUCAGUGAAAGCAUGGGCAAAUGGAGUCAACUUUCGUGCACUGACGAAUGGAGCAUAUUCAUAUUCGUUGUGUGUUGAGGCAUUCACUAAUUGUAUAGGCCUGUCUGGUGGAAUGCAAGAGUUGCUGUGAUCGUUAGUUGUUGUGUUUGAUUUUUGGUGUAUGUUUUCUUAAGUCUCUCCGCAGUAGCUGUGUGGAAUGAACCGUAUCUUUGGUAGCUCAAGUGUCUAACGCGUUACGGGUAUACUAUUAAUCCCAUUGAUGAACUGAAACAACGGAUGACUUUACCUAACUGCAUAAAGAGAAACUCAGAUGAGGUUUCUUCUGUGUACUCUGCAAAAAACAUAUAGCCCUUCGUCACCAAAGAUCGUCAAUGUUAAGACUUUCACAAGAGUUCAUUGGAACAGAACUUUAGGCAUUUCUUUUAUUCUCCGAACACAUAUGCAAAAAUCAAAAAUAUUGACUCUAACGAAUCCUAAGACUCUCCCUAAUAUCUCACAUUUGUUUCAUCUACUUUGUGUACCGCUAGGCUUCCUUGUUCACGUUUAGCCAAAAGAAUCUUCAUGAAGUUUUCUUCAUGCAUGAUGUCAAGACUACCGGAGAGGCGACAAUAUUGACAAACAUACAAUAUAUAAUCAAGCUCGGAUAAUAACACGUUUGAUUUGUUCAUGCAGGCUUUAACAUACAUUUUGAUGAAGCUUACUCCCCACAGAUGGAGUUGCUUUCCUUGAUCAAUCCUUAAUUUUUACCAUAUCUUGUACAGUAUUAUUACAGUAAUGAUAGUAAUAUCAUUCCAAAUGAGAUAUCAGUUGUAUUUUGCUGUUAUUGGGUUUAGCAUUUCUUUUUUUAAGGUGUGAGCUUUACUGAGGCGAAUCGCCUGCCUGACUGAUUGUUGAUGGCAUUUCUUAUGAAAUGGAUGCAGUGUUUUUGAAACUACCACGAAACUACCAUGCAAUACCACGUCUUCGGUUUUCCACAGAUUUGGGAAAAACGAGUAAAAGAGAAAAUAAAUGGCAAUAUUCACCUUUCAAAAGUACGAUAUUCAAACAUCUGUCAGAUUUUAUCACGGUCAAACAGGUUCUUUCUCAUUGCAGAGCUGUUUUAUAUAUAUUCCUAGCCUGUCGCAACAAUGUCCGUAGAAUUCACAAUACAUUUCCUGAAAAAGGUAUAAAAAAACACGGUUGAAAAUGUUGAGCCUUGGGCUUCAAAAAAUGGGACCCUUUUGAGCUGAUAAAGGGCGGGGGGUGGGUGCAUUUUCCCAUUCAAAUAUUGCUUGAACGGAUUGGUGUUAAUGUAUUGUUAAUGCCGGCUCAAUAUUCCCUGUUAUAUCUGGGAGAUAGACAUUACGGUUAUUAUUAUCUAAACACCAAACGAAUGUCUAUUCACUGUGAUCAUUGCACAUGGAUAACGUGUUAUUAUAUGUUAUUACGUAUGCUUCCUUGCAUUUCUGCAGUUGUGAGUCUUCCGUAAAUCAAAUGCAUAAAAGUCAUGUACACUAAACAACUUUCUUGCAUAGGCUUGGCAGUUUCAGUUGACUGACAAAAUGUUCCUUGAAACGGAAAUGCCAGUUUCGGCGGGCUACAAGGUCUACUUUCUCGUCAAAGCGUUUAACAAGACACCAUUGUAAUACUGAACUUCCUUCAGAGUGACUGGGUGAUAGAAUGCGUUUGAUUGACUGCUAACGUGGCGAUGGUGUCACAAAACAAGAGGCCUACAUUGUUGAUUAUUAUUGUCAUUAUUAUUAUCAUGGAAAUGAUUUUGUGUGUAUUGCUGUUAUCAUGAAAGAUCAUCAACUGUAAUCACGCGCAAUCUUGUAACAAUAAUAGAAACAUUCACCCCACCAUUUGUAUUGUUCAU